AUCAGUGCUGUAAGAGUAGUCUUCAUAAUAUCAACGCCAUUCAUCACUUCCGUGUUUGUUUGCAAUCAGCUUAUACAACUUUCCCCAUCAAAGAUUUCAUUGCAAUGGCAUCUACUUCAGCUUCGUCCGUUCAAAAGAGCUUCAAGUACGAUGUCUUUUUAAGUUUCAGGGGUGAAGACACUCGUAGAAACUUUGUUGAUCAUCUCUAUCACGCUCUUACGCAGAAAGGCAUUUACACAUACAGAGAUGAUGAAGAAAUCAAGAAAGGAGAAAAGAUCAGUGAUGAGCUCAUCAGAUCCAUCAAGGACUCGAAAUUUUACAUUAUUGUUUUCUCCAAGAACUAUGCUUCUUCAUCGUGGUGCUUAGACGAACUUGUCAAGAUUAUGGAGUGCCAGAAGACGAACGAGCACACUGCUUUCCCGGUCUUCUAUGAUGUGGAACCUACCGAAGUCAGGAAACAAAGUGGCCCAGUUGAAAAAGCAUUUGAGAAACAUAAAGAGGAAGAAUCUGCUGAGAAAUGGAAAAAGGCUCUUAGAGAAGCUGCAGAUCUCGCUGGGUGGGAGUUGAAGAACAUCUUUGAUGGGCAUGAAGCGAAAUUGAUCACAAAAAUGGUGGAAGAGAUCUCACUAGAGCUACGUUUCACUAACUCGAGCGUUGAUGGGAAAUUAGUAGGCAUGGAGACACGUGCAAAAGAUGUGGUUUCAUCUUUAGAAAUUGAUAUUGAAGAAGAUGUUCGCAUGAUAGGGAUAUGGGGGAUGGGAGGGGCUGGGAAGACAACUUUGGCGAGAGCUGUUUUUGAUCAAAUAUCCUUUCGGUUCGAAGGUUCAAGCUUUGUUGGGAAUGUAAGGGAAAUGUCAGGAAACCCCUGUGGUUUGAAGUCGUUGCAAAAGCAAGUACUUUCAGAUGUGUUAAAUGACCCAAACAUCAUAGUAAAUGGUGCAUCUGACAUGAAAAGGAUGAUGCGUGGCAGAAAGGUUCUUGUUGUUCUAGAUGAUGUGGAUCAUAUAGACCAACUUGAGGCAUUAGCUGGUGAGCCUAAUUGGUUUAAGCCGGGGAGCCGAGUUAUCAUUACAACAAGAGAAGAACAAGUGUUGCUGGCAUAUGGAGUGCCAAAGAACUUGAUUCUUCACGUCAAUCUGUUAUCGCGUGAGGAAGCAAAUUGCCUCUUCAAUAGGUAUGCAUUUGGGAGACUGAUACCAAACCAAGGUUAUGAAGAGCUAGCAUGUCAAGUCAUACAUUACGCUGCUGGUCUUCCGUUGACGAUCAAAGUUCUGGGUUCAUUUUUACGUGGUAAAGAUGAGCUUGAAUGGAGAGAUGCUUUAGACCGACUAAAAACAAUUCCAUUAAAGGAAACUCUGAAGAUAUUGGAAGUAAGCUAUGACGGACUAGAAGAGGAUUACAAGGAAAUAUUUCUAGAUGUUGCAUGUAUACUAAAAGGUUGGUGGAAAGAAAGAGCAGUCAGAGCGCUUGAAAGCUGCGGAUUUCAUGCCAGAAGUGGUUUAAAAGUUCUUGAGCAAAAAUCUCUUAUAACUGUAACUCGUUAUGGGUGCUUGGAUAUGCAUGACCAUAUAGAAGAAAUGGGUAAGAAUAUUGUUCGUCGUUUGCACCCCAAUGAGCCUCACAGACAUAGCCGAUUGUGGAUUAAAGAGGAGAUUGAAGAUAUAUUGGUUAAUAAUAAGGGUACUAAAGCAAUAAAGUGUAUAAACCUGCGUUUGGUCAAUCUAUAUGUUGCCAAGAAAGGUCUUCAAAAAAUGAGGGGACUUAGAUUUCUUAAAAUGGAUCAUCUAUUUCAUGAUAUUGGUCAAGAUAGGAUAUGCCUACCAAAUGGGUUAAGAUAUUUGUCUUUGUACAAUUACCCUUUUAAGUGUUUUCCCAAAAAAUUUCAACCAAAUAAUCUUGUUGGCCUUGAUAUACUGCACAGCAAUGCGGAUCAACAUUGGGAAGUGGGAGAAAAGGUUCUAAAGAAUCUUAGAUUCAUUGACCUCCGUGGUUGUGGAUUGGAAUCCUUGAAUAUUGGGUUCAAUAUGAAUCUCGAGAGGUUACAUCUUGAAGGAUGUGUUGAUUUGGCAGAACUUCACAUGCCCGUUAAAAGUCUAAAGCUCAAAAGCCUCCAUCUCAGUAAUACUAAGUUGAAAACACUUAACCUUAAGGGAGCUCAGAAUCUCCAGAAGUUGGAUGUUGAACAAUGUGAGGAUUUGGUAGAACUUCACAUGCCCGUUGAAAGUCUAAAGCUCAAAAGCCUCGACCUCAGUAAUACUAAGUUGAAAACACUUAACUUUAAGGGGUGUCAGAAUCUCCAGAGGUUAGAGAUUGAACAAUGUGAGGAUUUGGUAGAACUUCACAUGCCUGUUGAGUGUCUGAUGCUCGAAAGGUUCCACCUCAGUAAUACUAAGUUGAAAACACUUAACCUUAAGGGGUGUCAGAAUCUCCAGAGGUUAGAGAUUGAACAAUGUGAGGAUUUGGUAGAACUUGACAUGCCCGUUGAAAGUCUGAUACUCAAAAGCCUCCAACUCCGUAAUACUAAGUUGCAAACACUUAACCUUAAGGUGUGUCGGAAUCUUGAGACGUUAAAUAUUGAUCAAUGUGAGGAUUUGGUAGAACUUGACAUGCCCGUUGAAAAUCUGAUGCUCAAAAGCCUCCACCUUGGUAAUACUAAGUUGCAAACACUUAACCUUAACGUGUGUUGGAAUCUUGAGACGUUAAAUAUUGUUCAAUGUGAGGAUUUGGUAGAACUUGACAUGCCGGUUGAAAGUCUGAUGCUCAAAACCCUCCACCUUGGUAAUACUAAGUUGAAAACACUUAACCUUAAGGGAGCUCAGAAUCUCCAGAAGUUGGGUGUUGAACAAUGUGAGGAUUUGGUAGAACUUCACAUGCCUGUUGAAUGUCUGAUGCUCGAAAGGUUCCACCUCAGUAAUACUAAGUUGAAAACACUUAACCUUAAGGUUUGUCGGAAUCUUGAGACGUUAAAUAUUGAUCAAUGUGAGGAUUUGGUAGAACUUGACAUGCCCGUUGAAAAUCUGAUGCUCAAAAGCCUCCACCUUGGUAAUACUAAGUUGAAAACCCUUAACCUUAAGGGGUGUCGGAAUCUCGAGAGGUUAGAGAUUGAACAAUGUGAGGAUUUGGUAGAACUUGACAUGCCGGUUGAAAGUCUGAUGCUCGAAAGCCUCCAACUCGGUAAUACUAAGUUGCAAACACUUAACCUUAAGGGAGCUCAGAAUCUCCAGAAGUUGGGUGUUGAACAAUGUGAGGAUUUGGUAGAACUUUACAUCCCCGUUGAAAGUAGUCUGAUGCUCAAACGCCUCCACUUCGGUAAUGCUAAGUUUAAAACACUUAACCUUAAGGGGUGUCGGAAUCUUGAGACGUUGGAUCUUGAAAAUUGUGAGGAUUUGGUAGAACUUCACAUGCCCGUUGAAAGUCUGAUUCUCAAAACCCUCCACCUCUGUACUCCUAAGUUGAAAACACUUAACCUUAAGGGGGCUCGGAAUCUCGAGAAGUUAUAUCUUAACCAUUGUGAGGACUUGGUAGAACUUCACAUGCCCAUUGAAAGUUUUAAGCUCAGAUCCUUUAAAAUUUGUUGUUCUAAGUUGAGAACCCUUGACCUUGGGCUGACUCCAAAUCUUGAGGAGUUAGAUCUUAAAGAUUUUUAUGAUUUGGUAGAAGUUCAUGUUCCUGUUGGAUGUCUAAUAAAGGUUGCCUGCUCAAACUUAAGUGGCUGGGUCAUGUUUGCACCUCUGUUGGUUAACCAAGGGUUUCCUGAGGUUGAUCCUAGAACAGAGUUAAUUCUAACUGUCACAUCCUUAGAUACAUCUUCAUUGCACCCUGACAUUAAUUUGCCUAAGUUCCAGCUUCAUUGUGUUUAUAAUGAAAGUCUACUCUCGCCGUCCGGAAAUCUUGGGAAGCUUAUUUCUUUUGGUCUUUGUGGUUGCACAAGCCUUGCGAGUUUAUCAGGAAGUAUAUCUUUGAGAAGUAUUUGUGGUUUACAAUGUUUAAAGAAGCUUACACUCGAAGGCUUUAUUCCAGAGGUGCCCAACGAGCUUGACCAGUUAGAGUUUCUAGAGGAGCUAACUUUGUCGUCAACAAAGAUCAAACAUCUUCCUGAUAGGAUUUGUAUGUUGAAACGUCUUAAACUUCUCCGGUUUAAAUCUUGUUGGCUUCUUGAGCAGUUACCUGAGGAUCUUGGCAGAUUAGAGUGUUUAGAGGAGCUGUACUUGACGGAGUGUCUAUUCUUACGUGAUAUUCCAAACAGCAUAUGUGAGAUGAAACGUCUAAAAUGUUUCCAUCUCCCAUAUUGUGUUCUGGUUGAAAAAUUGCCUGAGGAAAUUGGUCGUAUAAAUUGUUUAAAAGAGUUGAAUAUAGAAGGCACAGGCAUAAAGCAUCUUCCUCAGAGUACUUUUCAAUUGAAAGGUCUGCGUAUUCUUGGGUCUAGGUGGCAGCUUGAGUCAUAUGAUUUUACAUCGGUAACGCAAAUUUCAGAAUACAUGGCCUUCUGGUACAUAUAGCUGUGGAUAACAUGCACUCCGGCCCACAACACACUGAAUUCUUAACCGGUCUAAAUAAUGAGAAAGAUAAGUUGGAGGGCUGUUUGGGUAAAGGAAGCAAGAUAGGAGGGUUAGCAGUGACAAAGAGUGAAAGCUGGAGGGUUCUUAUUCAUAAUUUGCUCAUGUAUUCAAGAGUGAAAGAUGCAGAAUUUGGAAAAGAAUGGCUCAAUGUGACAAGAUUCAGUGACUAGGAAGAUCAGAGUGAAGACAAACAAGAAGAGGACAUCAUAUCGAACAUUGCACCAAUCCUUCUUGCUGUAAGCAGGUUCUUUGAGGCAAAUCAAACAGUUGAUAAUAUAAACUCAUUUUGUCAUUUUGGAGCUAAAGCUCAUAAGUAUCAUGUUCCAGAGCGCACCAACAACCACUAGUCUCCAAUCCGCAGUUGACUUGAGAAAAGGCUUGUGUAGGCAAAUGAAAAAGGUCAAGUCUAUUUGGCAAUUGGCAUUUCGUCGAAAAUAUGGAGUAACAGACCAUGUGAAAGUUGAUUUUGAAGGGCGUUUAUUUCUCUAAACCUUUCUAGUUUGAAGAUUAAUAUUUUGAGUCUUGUUCACCCACAUCAGGUUAUUUAGGUUCUUAUUAAUAAUUUGCUUCUUAGUAAUCUGCUUAUAAUUUAGGUAUAUGGUUAUUGAGAGUAUGAUUGUGCAAUGAAAGUAUGAUCCCCCAACUACCUACAAAAAUUUUAGAAUGUGAAGUUUGAUAAGUUAACAUAGUUGACUUAUUUAGUAA
This is a messenger RNA of Helianthus annuus (common sunflower), 5264 nucleotides long. Its product is annotated as disease resistance protein RPV1. Gene Ontology annotation, molecular function: ADP binding. Gene Ontology annotation, biological process: signal transduction; defense response. The transcript has 7 exons. Bases 105 to 4499 code for a protein of 1464 amino acids. The record is from RefSeq and is a predicted model, not a curated record. NCBI's taxonomy places the organism in Eukaryota, Viridiplantae, Streptophyta, Magnoliopsida, Asterales, Asteraceae.